AUGGCCUCCAUGAAGGAACAGGUCCUGAGCUGGGCGCUUGCAGCGUCGAGGCAUGGAGACAGCUGGUGGCUUCCGUUCGUGCUGCUGGCAGUCUGCACCGUGAAUUCCAUCACUGGUGGAGUGCUCACUUGGUCCGUCGGGAUGAUCCAGAUGCUGCUCUUCAACAUCAUCGUGCUGUCCCGGAAAAAGACAUUCUUCAUCGCACCGCUGAUGCUGAGCAUUGGUUCUCUGAUAGCUGGCUACUUCUACGUGGAGAUAAUGAAAUCGGAGGGCCAACGAGCACUGCUGGCAAAGGCCGGUGUGGAGGAUUCGCAAUGGCUGGCGAAGGCACGCGAGUGGGCCAAAGAUUGGGGAGUUCUUGGCCUCGUCGGAAUGCAGGUAGUGCCGAUUCCUAUUCCGACAGCAGUGAUCGUGAUUUCCGGCGUGCUCGCUGAGAUGGAUGGCUUCAAGAUUCUUGUGACCGUUUUCACCAGCAAGUUCAUUCAGCUGACCCUUGGUGCAAUCGCCCUGAAGUAUGCAACAGAGCACCAAACCCCAGAACAGUACAUCCGCCAGCAGAUGGAUGGGGACAAGGCUGCUGAGGCCAAAAAAGAUGAGAAUGGUGCCGCCCUCGCUCUGGCAGAGACCUUGACGAAGAUGGACAAGGAGCUAGCAGCGACUUACAUCGGAGAGCUCCAAGCCGGGGCCAGCGAUGCAAAAUGGCAAGUGAGGCGCGGCUUCCUUGAGCUCAUGGACACCAUGCCUCAGGCCAUGAAAAUGGACUUCGCCCCCUACAUUGAGCAGUUGUUCCCGCCAAUGUUGAUGGGAAUCACAGGCGACAAAGAUCAAAACGAGGAUCCCGGCCACCGCGCUGCCUUAGCAUUGGUGCAGCGUUUUGGGGACUUGUGUCCUGAUCGCUUGUUGGAUGGCUUUGAGGGAACCUACUGCCGCACCCUGCAGCACGACUCACCCGAGGAGGCGAGCCGGAAUGCUGUUGUGAGGGAAAAGAAUGUGGUGCUCCUCGGCAAGGUCGCCGAAAAAAUUCUGGAGCACAAGAAGUUCGGCCAAGACCUGCUCACCACAGAGGAUUGCUCCAACAAGGCGACCCGUGAGCGAGUCUUGGUGCUUAUCUUCUUGGCCAGGUACGAUGCCGAUGCCAGCGUGAAGCGCGUGGCCAACGGCCUAUGGAAGACGGCCGGGGGUGCACCAAAGGUGCAGAAGGCUAUCAUGCCUUCUGUGAGCAAGACUCUUCAGAAGUUUCGAGGAGGUUCCAAGGGCCCCGGAGCGCAGAAGCUCGCGCUUGAG
Symbiodinium sp. CCMP2456 is the source of this 1284-nucleotide messenger RNA. NCBI's taxonomy places the organism in Eukaryota, Dinophyceae, Suessiales, Symbiodiniaceae. The record is from the annotation of a GenBank genome assembly.